This is a messenger RNA of Phacochoerus africanus (Common warthog), 1606 nucleotides long. It is a transcript of the gene ELP4, whose product is annotated as elongator acetyltransferase complex subunit 4. The record is from RefSeq and is a predicted model, not a curated record. Gene Ontology annotation, cellular component: elongator holoenzyme complex; transcription elongation factor complex; cytoplasm. Bases 38 to 1606 code for a protein of 522 amino acids. Gene Ontology annotation, biological process: tRNA wobble uridine modification. The transcript has 12 exons. Lineage: Eukaryota; Metazoa; Chordata; Mammalia; Artiodactyla; Suidae.
CCAGAGUUCCUAUUGGGUCAACGCGGGAAGUUCCAAGAUGGCGGCAGUGGCGACCUGCGGCACCUGCACCGGGAGUCCCGGGUCCACAGUGGCGGCGGCCAGCAAGAACAACGUCACCAGUUUCCAGCGGAGGGGUCCUAGAGCCAGCGGUUCCGACAGUGGCUACUCUCGACUGGUGUCCAUCGCGGGGACACGACCGUCUGUGCGGAAUGGACAGCUGCUGGUGUCAACUGGGCUCCCAGCCCUGGACCAGCUCCUAGGUGGAGGUUUGGCCGUUGGAACAGUUCUUCUAAUUGAGGAGGAUAAAUACAAUAUUUAUUCUCCUUUACUCUUUAAGUAUUUCCUGGCAGAAGGAAUUGUCAAUGGACAUACUCUGUUGGUUGCAUCUGCAAAAGAAGACCCUGCUGACAUUUUACAGGAACUUCCUGCACCGUUACUUGAUGAUAAUUGUAAAAAGGAAUUUGACGAAGAUGUACAUAAUCAUAAAACACCAGAAUCUAACAUUAAGAUGAAAAUAGCUUGGCGUUACCAGUUAUUACCCAAGAUGGAGGCUGGACCAGUAUCCACUUCACGAUUUGGUCACUAUUAUGAUUUAUCAAAAAGAAUACCUCAAGAACUAAUUGAAGCUUCAAAAUGGCAUAGAUUUUUUCUUCCAGAAAAAAUAUCCUCAACAUUUAAUGUAGAACCCUGUUCUUUGACUCAUGGCUACAAAAGACUGCUUCAGUUUAUCCAGAACAUCAUUUAUGAGGAAGGAUUUGAUGGAUCCAACCCCCAGAAAAAACAGAAAAAUAUUUUAAGAAUAGGAAUCCAGAGUCUUGGUUCACCUUUGUGGGGAGACGACAUUUGCUGUACUGAGAACUGUGACAACAGUCACAGUCUUACGAAGUUCCUGUAUAUUCUCCGUGGUCUUCUGCGAGCCUCUCUCUCAGCUUGUAUCAUCACAAUGCCAACACACCUUAUCCAGAAUAAAGCAAUUAUUGCUCGUGUUACAAACUUGUCAGAUAUAGUAGUUGGUUUGGAAUCAUUUAUUGGUUCUGAGAGAGAGACCAACCCAUUAUAUAAGGAUUAUCAUGGUUUGAUUCACAUACGGCAGAUUCCUCGGCUUAAUAACUUGAUUUGCGAUGUAUCAGAUGUCAAAGACUUAGCUUUUAAAUUAAAAAGGAAGCUAUUCACCAUUGAGGUAAGAGAGAAUUUUUAUGUUUUGGUUCACAAUCUUGAGACCUCGUGGCGGAGACCAGAGCUCCCUCUCAGAGGGGAGCUGAGGAGCGCGGCCCAGAGGACAGUCCACAGCAGGGGCUGCAGCCGCAUCACCCCCGGGGUCUGGUUUAGUCUGGCCCGGCCUGUCCCGGCCCGCUUCGCAGUCGCGGCGAGAAAGCCUGGUGCCUUAUACUGUGCCCCACCCCAAGAUGUCAUGGGGUACAUGCCAUCCCCAACCCUUCCCACACCCAUUCUCAGGAGCACCCUGCCUGAAUGGGGCAAAGAGCAACAACAUCCCCUGCGGAGGGAGGUCAAAGAGCUGGAGGCCAGGAGGAGGAGACUGCACAGCAGUGAUUUCAUGUUUCUUUCUGUAAAACUACCAAUGUUGACUGUAGCCAUUUCGUCUUAA